Messenger RNA from Protobothrops mucrosquamatus (brown spotted pit viper), 675 nucleotides. RefSeq names its product noggin (gene NOG). The record is from RefSeq and is a predicted model, not a curated record. Gene Ontology annotation, biological process: dorsal/ventral pattern formation; osteoblast differentiation; negative regulation of BMP signaling pathway. Bases 1 to 675 code for a protein of 224 amino acids. NCBI's taxonomy places the organism in Eukaryota, Metazoa, Chordata, Lepidosauria, Squamata, Viperidae. The transcript has a single exon.
AUGGAUCACCUUCAGUGGCUGGUGAGGUUUUACGCGUUGGCGGUUCUCCUAGGUUUCCGGCUGGAACAGGGCGCUUGCCAGCAUUACCUCCACAUCCGACCGGCCCCCAGCGACAAUUUGCCCCUGGUGGAUCUAAUCGAGCACCCGGACCCUGUCUUCGAUCCCAAGGAGAAGGACCUGAACGACACGCUGCUGAGGACCCUGCUGGGCACCCACUUCGACCCGAGCUUCAUGGCGGUCUCCUUGUCCGAAGAUCGUCUCGGAGGGGACGACCUAGCCCAGCUGGACCUGCUGCUGCGGCAGAGGCCGUCCGGAGCGAUGCCCAGCGAGAUCAAAGGUCUGGAGUUUUACGACGGGGGGCUCCAGGCCAGCAAAAAGCACCGGCUGAGCAAGAAGCUCCGUCGGAAGCUGCAGCUCUGGCUGUGGUCUCACACCUUCUGCCCGGUCCUCUACACGUGGAACGACCUCGGCAGCCGCUUCUGGCCCCGCUACGUGAAGGUGGGCAGCUGCUUCAGCAAGCGCUCUUGCUCCGUCCCGGAAGGCAUGAUUUGCAAGCCGGCCAAAUCCAUGCAUCUGACCAUUUUGCGGUGGAGGUGCCAGCGCCGCGGGGGGCAGCGUUGCACGUGGAUCCCCAUCCAGUACCCGAUCAUUUCCGAGUGCAAAUGCUCCUGCUAG